This is a messenger RNA of Melanaphis sacchari, 1107 nucleotides long. RefSeq lists its product as uncharacterized. The record is from RefSeq and is a predicted model, not a curated record. Lineage: Eukaryota; Metazoa; Arthropoda; Insecta; Hemiptera; Aphididae. The coding region runs from base 85 to 1107 and encodes 340 amino acids. The transcript has 2 exons.
GUUCGAGCUCAAACCAAGUUGAAUAUAUCACGUCGUAAUUAAUAAAAACAAAUGGAAACAUUAAAAAUCAGGUAAUCAGUCAAUAUGUAUUUUAACCAAGUACUAUUUGUAGUUAUUGCAAACAUUAUAAAUUUCACUCUUGGAUUUAUUGCGUACGAUUGUGGAGGGUCGAAUCUAAAUAUCACUUCAUUUGACAGCCUGGAAGUAGAAAAAUGUGAUAUUCCAAUACCAACACAAACGGAACAGAUACAACGAAUACAAUUAUUACAAAAAGUUGAAACAUAUCCAGUUGUUUUUAAAUCGUGUUUAAUAUCUGUGGAUUAUUUAAUAACGAGAUGCUCGACAUUUGAAGACGCGCAAGUAGUGGAUGGCGGUUACUUUUCUGACAUUAUCGAACUAGGAAGUGCUCGAUGUUCAGAGGUUCAUCAGAAACAAUCCUAUAAUUUCCCACUAGGAGGUGUAGUAACAGACUUAAAAAUUAACGAAACAAUACAUGUUUCAAAUACAAUGUUAGGGUCAUUAGAUAAGUAUGGCAAUUGCAAAGGCUCAUCUUUUAAAUCAAAUAAAGGAGAUUGGGAAAACGUCGUUGUCCAAGCUAAAUUUAAAAUAUUGCUAUCGGAAGGUGUGGCUACAGCGAAUACCAAAAAUAACGUUCUUAUGCUUCCAACAGGAACAAAACUUAAGUUAUCAGACAAUUACGGCAUUGAUGCUUUUAAAGGUGAAACUAUCUGGUCAAACAAUAACAUAAACUGUGAAGAACACGAUUUCAGUGUCCUAUAUGAUGGACCAGCGUCUUUAAUUACGUCAAAUACUAUUGAUGAAAGUUCAAAUACAUAUACUUAUAUUGUGGAGACUGACAAAAUAGUCUUUGCUUUAAAAAAAGUCAAAAAAACGUUUGCUUGCACAGGAAUCCCAGUUUUUCAGACUGAACAUAUGCAGUUAUUAAUUUUAACAGAACCUACAUUUUUUAAUUAUUUCACACGAAAAACCAUAACUGCUCAAAAUACUGAUUUAUUAGCUUACAUAAACACAAAAUUUGUUUAUGUCGAAAAUUUCUUCAAAUCAACUUUUACAUCGUUGUAUAACGAUAUACUACUUAACCCUUAA